Suncus etruscus (white-toothed pygmy shrew) is the source of this 2057-nucleotide messenger RNA. RefSeq names its product p21 (RAC1) activated kinase 2 (gene PAK2). The transcript is spliced from 15 exons. Gene Ontology annotation, molecular function: protein serine/threonine kinase activity; ATP binding. The coding region runs from base 264 to 1838 and encodes 524 amino acids. The record is from RefSeq and is a predicted model, not a curated record. Gene Ontology annotation, biological process: protein phosphorylation; regulation of MAPK cascade; intracellular signal transduction. NCBI's taxonomy places the organism in Eukaryota, Metazoa, Chordata, Mammalia, Eulipotyphla, Soricidae. Gene Ontology annotation, cellular component: cytoplasm.
GCGGCGGCGGUGGUUCCGCUUCCCCUCGGGCCCGGCCGGUCGCCAUUGCCGAAGGCUGCUGCCCUGCCUCCCGCCCGACAGCUCGCCCGCCCUCCGUCUCGGGACCCUGGCUGGGGCUCGCCGCGUCGCGUCCGGCGCCGCUUCUCCUCCCGUCGCUGUCCGCGCGCGUCCCCGGAGCCCGAAGCGCUGGGACGGAGGCGCCUGGCCGGGCCGAGCCGAGCGGGACCUUCCCUCUGCCGGGCACGGCAUACAUAAUUUGAAUCAUGUCUGAUAACGGAGAAUUGGAAGACAAACCUCCAGCGCCUCCUGUGCGAAUGAGUAGUACCAUUUUUAGCACUGGAGGCAAAGACCCUUUGUCAGCCAAUCACAGUUUGAAACCUUUGCCCUCUGUUCCAGAGGAAAAAAAGCCCAGGAAUAAAAUCAUCUCUAUAUUCUCAGGCACAGAAAAAGGAAGUAGGAAAAAAGAGAAAGAACGACCAGAAAUUUCUCCUCCAUCAGAUUUUGAGCACACAAUCCAUGUUGGGUUUGAUGCUGUUACUGGAGAAUUCACUGGUAUGCCAGAACAGUGGGCUCGAUUAUUACAAACUUCCAAUAUCACCAAACUAGAACAAAAGAAGAAUCCUCAGGCUGUGCUAGAUGUCUUAAAGUUCUAUGACUCCAACACAGUGAAGCAGAAGUAUCUGAGCUUUACUCCUCCUGAAAAAGAUGGCUUCCCAUCUGGUACACCAGCACUCAACACCAAGGUAUCUGAAACAUCAGCAGUAGUGACAGAGGAAGAUGAUGAUGAUGAAGAGGCUGCUCCACCAGUCAUUGCCCCACGACCAGAUCAUACGAAAUCGAUUUAUACACGAUCUGUAAUUGAACCUAUUCCUGCAGCAAUUGGUGAUUCUAAUAUUGACAGUGGUGCCAAGUCUUCAGACAAACAGAAAAAGAAGACCAAAAUGACAGAUGAAGAGAUUAUGGAGAAAUUAAGAACUAUUGUGAGCAUUGGUGAUCCUAAGAAAAAAUAUACCAGAUACGAAAAAAUCGGGCAAGGGGCUUCUGGUACAGUUUUCACAGCUACUGAUGUGGCACUGGGACAGGAGGUUGCUAUCAAGCAGAUAAAUUUACAGAAACAGCCAAAGAAGGAAUUGAUCAUUAAUGAGAUUCUGGUGAUGAAAGAAUUAAAGAAUCCCAAUAUAGUUAACUUCUUGGACAGUUACUUGGUGGGAGAUGAAUUGUUUGUGGUGAUGGAGUACCUUGCCGGAGGGUCACUUACUGAUGUUGUAACGGAAACCUGCAUGGAUGAAGCACAGAUUGCUGCUGUGUGCAGAGAGUGUUUACAGGCAUUGGAGUUUUUGCAUGCUAACCAAGUGAUCCACAGAGACAUCAAAAGUGACAAUGUACUUUUGGGAAUGGAAGGAUCGGUUAAACUUACCGACUUUGGUUUCUGUGCCCAAAUUACUCCAGAGCAGAGCAAGCGAAGUACCAUGGUUGGGACACCAUAUUGGAUGGCGCCAGAGGUGGUUACAAGAAAAGCUUAUGGCCCCAAAGUGGACAUCUGGUCUCUUGGUAUCAUGGCUAUUGAGAUGGUUGAAGGAGAGCCACCGUACCUCAAUGAAAAUCCCCUGAGGGCCUUGUACCUGAUAGCAACUAACGGAACCCCAGAACUUCAGAACCCAGAGAAGCUAUCCCCAAUGUUUCGGGACUUCUUAAAUCGGUGUUUGGAGAUGGAUGUGGAGAAGAGGGGUUCUGCCAAAGAAUUAUUACAGCAUCCCUUCCUGAAACUGGCCAAACCAUUAUCUAGCUUGACACCACUGAUAAUGGCAGCUAAAGAAGCAAUGAAGAGUAACCGUUAACAUCAUUGAUGUGACUUCAUUCUCUUUGUUUUUUCCUCUUCAUUUUCUAAAGAAGUCUUUUAAUAUAUGAAAGUUACUACUCGUUGGGGGGUGGUGUUUGUAAAGAAAUGGUCUGUAUAACAUUGAAAAAAGCAAACUAUUUCCUGAAGACAACCAAGAAAAAAUUGUAAAAACAGAGUGUCAACUGUUGUUGAAUCCCUUCUUUAGGGUCCAAAGGAA